Triticum aestivum (bread wheat) is the source of this 1375-nucleotide messenger RNA. Its product is annotated as serine/threonine-protein kinase OXI1. The record is from RefSeq and is a predicted model, not a curated record. Bases 435 to 1073 code for a protein of 212 amino acids. NCBI's taxonomy places the organism in Eukaryota, Viridiplantae, Streptophyta, Magnoliopsida, Poales, Poaceae. The transcript has 5 exons.
UUUCCUCGCUCUCUUCUCCUCCUCUCCUCUUCCAGAUCUGCCGAGAUCCCCUCGCUCUCCUCGAUCCAGAUCGCCGUGCUCUGCUCCUCCCUCCCCUCCGGCAAGAUACCCACGCUCCUCCCUCCCUCUCUUCCCUCCGGCGGCCUCACUUUCCUUGAUCCGCAACCAAUCAAACCGCAACCAAUCCCCCACCCCACCCUUCCUCCCUCUCACUCGCGUAGGUGCAGGCGCAGGGCACAACGCCCAAUCCAAGGCGGCGCCGUCCUCAUGCGCGCUCACGGUGGCCAUGACGGCGCAGGCGCUCACGCCGCCGCCGCCGCCGGAGCCGCGGCAGCUCAGCCUGGCGGACCUCAGGGCCGUCCUGUGCUUGGCCGCGGCGCCAAGUCGUCUUCCACGUCGUGCCCGAGGACGAGGGCAGCGUCGGCGACGUCGCCAUGGCACUCAAGGCAGUCUCGCAGGAGGCCGCGCGGCACAAGAAGAGCGGCGGGAGCGGCGGCGGGGACAGACACCGGAGGAUCUGGUUCGAGCGCGACGUGCUCCUGGCCCUGCGCCACCCGCUGCUCCCCGCCCUCCGCUGCGUCCUCGCCACCGACGCCGUCGUCGGCUUCGCCAUCGGCCGCUGCAGCAGCGGCGACCUCAACUCCCUCCGACGCCGCCAGACCGAGAAGAUGUUCUCCGACUCCGUCAUACGGGACGCGGCCAAGAUCCUGGUGGCCUCGCGCUCCACCGCGCCUGACAGCAAGCUGAAGGUCGUCUACAAGAAGUACUCGAGCGAGAAGCUGGGAGGAGUCGCCCAUCCAGAUUACAUCAUGCUUGACUACUUGACAAGGACAAGAAGGAACAUGCCCAGGAGAAGAAGGAGCAAGCCCAGGAGAAAAAAACAAGUAGGAGAAGAAGGCCCUGGAUUGCUGUUGCUGGAGUGUUUACGGAAACAUGAUCUUCUCCCAUGUGACCAUUGGUGCUGCCGCCGCUGCUGUGCCAGUUGGAGGUGCUGCUGCUGCAUCUGGUGGAGCUGCAGCUGCCGCCCCAAAGGGCAAACCUUCAUCAGACACAACCCCAUAACAGGGCCUUAAGAUGCUGGCAUUUCAUUCAGGACAAAGAAGUUGGAUGAAACAUAGUUUUACCUCAUUGAGCUAGUUUUGGGAGUAACAAACUCCUUGUAGCAGAACUUAUAUGUGUGCUAUUACUGGGAGCUGAUCCUAUUUGUGUGUUAUAUGAUGUAUGUAUCAGAACUUGUAGGGCUCCUGUGAUAGAGUUGGGAUGAUACACUUGGGCUGUAUGUGUUAUCUAAUUGUAAACAUGAUGCUGAUCACAUUUUUAUGUAUGUUAUAUGAUGUAGCAGAUUGCUUCCUACUGUUAUUUGAAAUAUUGUAUC